AUGACGCAAACUCCUGCAGGAAAAUCAACAGGAGGGGUCUUCCAGAUCCCGGUCGCAGCCACGCAGAAAAAUACGCCUGCAGCUUCUAGAAAGGCCCCAAAGCCAGCUGCCCCGCGACUCAAACUUCUUGUCAGGCGGUUGCCCCCCGGUUUGACUCAGGCUGAAUUCGAGAGUGCCCUGGGAGACGAAUGGAAGGUCGGUGCCGGGAAGGUCGACUGGUUCCAGUAUAAGGCUGGAAAGGUUUCUAAAGACCCCGCCAAACCAUCCCGACCUUCGCGCGCAUACAUCCACGUCGUCGCCAGUGAUCACAUUGCUCCUCUCUCAGACAAGGUCCGCCAAACCUCCUUCAUCGAUGCACGCACCACGUCCAACGAUCCCGUACUUCUUGGUCCUCCCUCGUUGGAGUUCGCCCCUUACGCCAAAAUUCCCGGGAGUCGUGUCCGAAAAGAUGCUCGUCAGGGAACUAUCGACCAGGACCCCGACUUUUUUGCUUUCCUCGAGAGCCUAACUCAGCCAAUUACAAAACCUGCCGCUCCUGAGCCGACUGCAGAUGGGGAGGAGAAGAAGGAGAAGAAAGACACAGUGACCACAACGCCAUUGGUUCAAUACAUCAAGGAGAAGAAAGCCAACAAAGCGAAGGAAGCCGCUUCUACUAAGUCGAAGCACGGAAAGUUUGAUAAAGAUGGCAAGCCUGAAAAGGUUCAAGCGAAGAAACUGUUACAGCGACCUGACAAGGAGGCCGCUCAAUCUACCGCUACGGAGAAAUCGGAGAAGAAAUCAAAGACCGACAAGGCAACAAAGGAAGCCGUGAAAGCAGCUAACAAGCAAGCCGCCAAUGUUGCUUCCAAACAGACGUCGAAGUCUGCGACACAGAAUACUGCCAAGGACUCAACGCCAUCGGCUCCAGCAUCUGAGCGGAAGAGAGAGCGUGGAAACGUUGCUGCUGCUACCAAGAUUCUCCAGAGAGAUCUGGGGCUUGCGCCAUCUGGGAGCCGUCGCAAAGGUGGUAAAGCCAAUGCGACAGAGGAUACCUCCAAGAGCGAUCAAACUGCGAGCCCGUCGGAGCCUAGCAAGAAGGACGCUGCAAAAUCUAAGAGCGGCUCGGCCGGAGGAAAGGCCAAGGGCGGCCAGACACCGCAGUCUAGUGAGCCUGUGUCCUCUCGUGGCCAGUCGGAUGUCGGGACUCCCCCUGCCAGUACUACGCCUGCCCCGGUCAAGUCAUCAAAAUCCGGUAAAGGGAAGCAAGCGCCCGCUCCCGCAGCAGCCACCGCUACUCAGGCGUUUCUCAAGCACGCCAAUGCCUCGCAAGGUGUUACCGAGCCGUUGUUGGAAACCACGUUUGCACCGUUUGGUAAGAUCUUGAAGGUCGAAAUCGACAAGAAGAAGGGAUUUGGCUACAUCGAUUUCGCAGAACCGGAUGGUCUACAGAAGGCCAUUGCAGCGAGUCCGGUCACUGUUGCUCAGAGCCAGGUCGUUGUGCUGGAAAGGAAGCAGAACCCUGGUGGAGAAAAAUCCCGUGGAAAAGGUCGAGGUGAAUCACAGCCACCUAGUAACAAUGCCAGUAACAAAGAUAACAAUCGUGGUGGAAAGGCAAACGGGGAAGGAGGAACAAGCGGAGGGUCUUCAUCUCGUGGACCACGCGGUGGUCGAGGAUCCAGAAACAAGGGUGGUUCGAAGGGUGCUGGAGGCGGGAAUCAGAAUUCCAGUACAUCAGCAGGGGAGAAGGCGAAUGGUGCAGAGUCGAAGUGA
Aspergillus wentii DTO 134E9 is the source of this 1749-nucleotide messenger RNA. RefSeq names its product putative nonsense-mediated mRNA decay protein Upf3. Gene Ontology annotation, molecular function: mRNA binding. The transcript has 2 exons. Gene Ontology annotation, biological process: positive regulation of translation; nuclear-transcribed mRNA catabolic process, nonsense-mediated decay. The coding region runs from base 1 to 1749 and encodes 582 amino acids. Gene Ontology annotation, cellular component: cytoplasm; nucleolus. Lineage: Eukaryota; Fungi; Ascomycota; Eurotiomycetes; Eurotiales; Aspergillaceae. The record is from RefSeq and is a predicted model, not a curated record.